AUGGAAGUGUCCCGACAGGCGUCGACACUGCGCUCGUCGGGAAUGUCUGACAACCCAGAGGAUGCCACAGCACCAGUUGCAGCAGACAGAGUCUUGUCGAAGGAGCGAACCGAUAACAGCACAGUAACAGACGUCAAACCAGUCGAUAAGCGAAGCCUCGACUAUGUACUCCGGAGUGGAUUGGCAGGAGGGUUGGCGGGGUGUGCUGGUAAAACCGUCGUUGCUCCCCUUGAUCGAGUGAAAAUCCUAUUUCAAGCGUCAAAUCCGCAGUUUGCUAAAUAUUCCGGAAGUUGGUCAGGUCUGGCCCUGGCUAUGCGCGACAUACAUAAAUACGAAGGUUCUCGUGGUCUUUUCAAAGGGCAUUCAGCGACCUUAUUGCGAAUAUUUCCUUACGCUGCCAUAAAAUUUCUUGCGUACGAACAAAUUAGAGCGGUCAUCAUCCCAUCUAGAGAAAAGGAGACACCGUUCCGGCGUUUGAUUUCUGGAAGUUUAGCUGGAGUUACGUCGGUUUUCUUCACAUACCCACUAGAAGUUGUCCGUGUGCGCAUGGCAUUUGAAACGAAACGAAAUGCGCGCUCGUCCUAUACUGCCAUUUGCAAGCAAAUAUACCAUGAACAGGCUUCUUCGCGGCCAGUGGCUGCAAGCGCCGGUCCCAAUCAGUCGGCCACCAUGGCCACCGCUCAGACCGUCUCAACAUCCAUCAACGCCGUUACACCUCGGUCCGGUCUCGCCAACUUCUAUCGUGGAUUUGCCCCUACCAUUCUGGGUAUGAUCCCAUAUGCCGGCAUAUCAUUCUUAACGCAUGAUACCGUAGGAGAUAUACUCCGUCUUCCUGGCCUUGCGCAAUAUACCACAAUACCCGACUCAGAUGCCCCUCGCAAGUCAGGGAAACGGCAGGGCAAACGUCGCCUGCAACUUACUGCGUCCGCUGAGCUGUUCUCUGGCGCUGCUGCGGGUCUCGUGUCACAGACAUCAGCGUAUCCGCUCGAGGUGAUUCGCCGACGAAUGCAGGUCGGUGGUGCGACGGGUGAUGGUCACCGGCUUAGCAUUGCCGAGACAGCUCGCAAGAUAUUUUUGGAGCGAGGUUUUCGUGGGUUCUGGGUCGGUCUUACAAUCGGAUACCUCAAGAUUAUACCCAUGAGUGCCACUAGCUUCUUUGUCUAUGAGCGGAUGAAGUGGUACCUUGGAAUUUGA
Messenger RNA from Talaromyces stipitatus ATCC 10500, 1194 nucleotides. RefSeq names its product mitochondrial carrier protein (Leu5), putative. The coding region runs from base 1 to 1194 and encodes 397 amino acids. NCBI's taxonomy places the organism in Eukaryota, Fungi, Ascomycota, Eurotiomycetes, Eurotiales, Trichocomaceae. Gene Ontology annotation, biological process: transmembrane transport. The record is from RefSeq and is a predicted model, not a curated record. Gene Ontology annotation, cellular component: mitochondrial inner membrane. The transcript is spliced from 2 exons.